This is a messenger RNA of Castor canadensis (American beaver), 4225 nucleotides long. Lineage: Eukaryota; Metazoa; Chordata; Mammalia; Rodentia; Castoridae. The record is from RefSeq and is a predicted model, not a curated record.
UUAUUGUAGCUUUAAUAGACAGAAUGGGAGAUGCCAAAGACAAAGUUCGAGAAGAAGCUCAGACUCUGACAUUGAAGUUAAUGGAUGAAGUAGCAUCACCUAUGUACGUUUGGGAACAAUUGGCUUCUGGUUUUAAGCAUAAGAAUUUUCGAUCUCGAGAAGGCGUGUGUCUGUGUCUCAUUGAAACCUUAAAUACUUUUGGGACUCAAUCACUACUCGUCAGUAAACUGGUACCACAUUUGUGUGUCCUUUUUGGAGAUUCCAACAAUCAGGUGAGAAAUGCUGCAAUAUUGGCUAUAGUUGAGAUCUAUAGACAUGUGGGAGAGAAACUGAGAAUGGAUCUUUAUAGGAAAGGAAUUCCCUCUGCCAGAUUAGAAAUGAUAUUUGCCAAAUUUGAUGAAGUACAAAAUUCGGGCAACAUGAUUUUGAGUGUCUGCAAAGAUAAAAGCUUUGAUGAUGAGGAAUCAGUGGAUGGAAAUAGGCCAUCGUCAGCUGCUUCAGCCUUCAAGGUUCCUGCACCUAAAACACCCGGAAAUCCUGUCAACAGUGCAAGGAAGCCUGCUUCAGCAGGCGGCCCUAAGGUUGGAGGUGCUUCUAAAGAAGGAGGGGCUGGAGCAGUUGAUGAAGAUGACUUUAUAAAAGCUUUUACAGAUGUUCCUUCUAUUCAGAUCUAUUCUAGUCGAGAACUUGAAGAAACAUUGAAUAAAAUCAGGGAAAUUUUGUCAGAUGACAAACAUGACUGGGAUCAGCGCGCCAAUGCGCUUAAGAAAAUUCGAUCACUGCUUGUUGCUGGGGCUGCACAGUAUGAUUGCUUUUUCCAACAUUUACGCUUGUUGGAUGGAGCACUUAAACUAUCUGCCAAGGACCUCAGAUCCCAGGUGGUCCGAGAAGCUUGCAUUACUGUGGCCCAUCUUUCAACAGUUUUGGGAAACAAGUUUGAUCAUGGCGCUGAAGCCAUUGUACCUACACUUUUUAAUCGUCCCAAUAGUGCAAAAGUCAUGGCAACUUCUGGAUGUGCAGCAAUCAGAUUCAUCAUUCGGCAUACUCAUGUACCCAGGCUUAUACCUUUAAUAACAAGCAAUUGCACAUCAAAAUCAGUACCUGUGAGGAGGCGUUCCUUUGAAUUUUUAGAUUUAUUGUUACAAGAGUGGCAGACCCAUUCAUUGGAAAGGCAUGCAGCCGUCUUGGUUGAAACUAUUAAGAAGGGAAUUCAUGAUGCUGAUGCUGAGGCCAGAGUAGAGGCAAGAAAGACAUAUAUGGGUCUUCGAAACCACUUUCCUGGUGAAGCUGAAACAUUAUAUAAUUCCCUUGAGCCGUCUUAUCAGAAAAGUCUUCAAACUUACUUAAAGAGUUCUGGCAGUGUAGCUUCUCUUCCACAAUCAGACAGGUCCUCAUCUAGCUCACAAGAAAGUCUCAAUCGCCCUUUUUCUUCCAAAUGGUCUACAGCAAAUCCAUCAACUGUGGCUGGAAGAGUGUCCGUGGGCAGCAGCAAAACCAGUUCCCUUCCAGGAAGCCUGCAGCGUUCACGAAGUGACAUUGAUGUGAAUGCUGCUGCUGGUGCCAAGGCGCAUCAUGCUGCUGGACAGUCUGUGCGGAGUGGACGGUUAGGUGCAGGUGCCCUGAAUCCAGGUUCCUAUGCGUCACUAGAGGAUACUUCUGACAAGAUGGAUGGAACAGCAUCUGAAGAUGGCCGUAUGAGAGCAAAGCUUUCAGCACCACUUGCUGGUAUGGGAAAUGCCAAGACAGAUUCUAGAGGAAGAAGCCGAACAAAAAUGGUGUCUCAGUCCCAGCGUUCAUCAUCACCUGACAAAAAUGAAGCUGGCAGCCGAUCUGGGUCUCCAGGAAGAGUUCUGACCACGACAGCCCUCUCUACUGUGAGCUCGGGUGCUCAAAGAGUCCUGGUCAAUUCAGCCUCAGCACAAAAAAGAAGCAAGAUACCACGGAGCCAGGGCUGCAGCAGAGAGGCUAGUCCAUCUCGGCUUUCCGUAGCCCGAAGUAGUCGCAUUCCUCGGCCAAGCGUGAGUCAAGGAUGCAGCCGGGAAGCUAGUCGGGAAAGCAGCAGGGACACAAGUCCAGUCCGGUCUUUUCAGCCCCUCGGUCCAGGUUAUGGGAUCAGUCAGUCAAGCCGGCUGUCAUCCUCUGUCAGUGCCAUGCGAGUCCUGAACACAGGCUCCGAUGUGGAGGAGGCUGUAGCUGAUGCUUUGAAAAAACCUGCUCGAAGAAGAUAUGAAUCAUAUGGAAUGCACUCAGAUGAUGAUGCCAAUAGUGAUGCUUCUAGUGCUUGUUCCGAACGCUCUUACAGUUCUCGAAAUGGUAGUAUCCCUACAUAUAUGAGGCAGACAGAAGAUGUGGCAGAAGUUCUCAAUAGAUGUGCUAGUUCUAAUUGGUCAGAAAGGAAGGAAGGCCUCUUGGGUCUGCAGAACUUAUUAAAAAAUCAGAGAACUCUAAGUCGAGUUGAACUGAAAAGAUUGUGUGAAAUUUUCACCAGAAUGUUUGCUGACCCUCAUGGCAAGAGAGUGUUCAGCAUGUUUUUGGAGACUCUAGUAGAUUUCAUACAAGUCCACAAAGAUGACCUUCAAGAUUGGUUGUUUGUACUGCUGACACAACUGCUAAAAAAAAUGGGUGCUGAUUUGCUUGGUUCUGUUCAGGCAAAAGUUCAGAAAGCCCUUGAUGUUACAAGAGAAUCUUUUCCAAAUGAUCUUCAAUUUAAUAUUCUAAUGAGAUUUACAGUUGAUCAGACCCAAACACCAAGUUUGAAGACAGUCAAGCCAGCACUUCGGGACCAGCUUCACUCUUUUUGGAGCUCCAAGGUAAAAGUUGCAAUCCUUAAAUACAUAGAAACUCUGGCCAAACAGAUGGAUCCAGGAGAUUUUAUAAAUUCCAGUGAGACUCGUCUGGCAGUGUCUCGGGUCAUUACUUGGACUACAGAACCCAAGAGCUCUGAUGUUCGGAAGGCAGCACAGUCAGUGCUGAUUUCUUUAUUUGAACUUAAUACCCCAGAGUUUACAAUGUUACUAGGAGCUUUACCAAAAACUUUUCAAGAUGGUGCUACCAAACUUCUUCAUAAUCACCUUCGAAACACUGGCAAUGGAACCCAGAGUUCCAUGGGGAGUCCUUUGACAAGACCAACACCAAGAUCACCAGCCAACUGGUCCAGUCCUCUUACUUCUCCUACCAAUACAUCACAGAAUACUUUAUCUCCGAGUGCAUUUGACUACGACACAGAAAACAUGAACUCCGAUGACAUUUACAGCUCUCUUAGAGGUGUGACUGAGGCGAUCCAGAGUUUUAGCUUCCGCAGUCAAGAAGACAUGAGUGAGCCACUGAAAAGGGACCCUAGAAAAGACGAUGGUGACUCAACAUGUGGUGGUCCUGGGAUAUCAGACCUAAGAGCAGGAGGUGAUGCGACUGACUCAAGCCAAACAGCUCUGGAUAAUAAAGCGUCACUGCUGCAUUCAAUGCCUCCUCACUCCUCUCCAAGAUCUCGAGACUAUAAUCCAUACAACUAUUCAGAUAACAUCAGUCCCUUCAACAAGUCGGCCCUUAAGGAAGCCAUGUUUGAUGAUGAUGCUGACCAGUUUCCUGAUGGUAUGUUCUGGGUCAUGCUACUAGUACCUAUCUUUUGGAGGACUGGUAAUCAACAAAGCAAACAGAAUGUUUUUGCUCUGUUAAUGUAACUCCCUGAAAUGUAAGGUCCUUGGAAUGUCUUCUGUCAUCUUGUAUGAGCAUAUUUUGAGUGGUUUGGUAGUUUUCUUACCCAGAAUGAGAAGAAAGGUGGUCAUUUUGAGUUCAUCCUCAAAAUCAAGAAAACUAUAGUAUCCUCCCAGAAAUAACACAACCCAGUUGUAGCUUGUAAAUUUAGUUUAUCUCUAGACACAUCUUAUUCAGUCACUAAUUUUUAUACUAAAUGGCAAAACCUUUUCAGGAAAUAUACUUUAUUAUUUAUUAUUGAGAAAAUAAUUCAAAUAUUAUUGGGAAAAUAACCCUUUAUUAGUAAGAUACAUUCAAAGACCAGUUAUAGGAAAAGCUUUCAUUAGCUAUUCUUCACAUGAGGUCAGGUGCAGUGAACUUAGUUCUAACCAUUACUAAGCUGCUUAGCCCAGUAAGAUGGUUGUUCUCCCUAAUUGUCACCUCUAAAACAUAAUAGUGGUGAUUGUACUAUCUGCCCUUCUCAUCACAGUAUGCAGUAAGGCCAGAUAAGAUACAUGAAAAGUGAUGAUAAAGU